Penicillium odoratum is the source of this 432-nucleotide messenger RNA. Its product is annotated as MAPEG family protein. The coding region runs from base 1 to 432 and encodes 143 amino acids. The record is from RefSeq and is a predicted model, not a curated record. Gene Ontology annotation, cellular component: membrane. NCBI's taxonomy places the organism in Eukaryota, Fungi, Ascomycota, Eurotiomycetes, Eurotiales, Aspergillaceae. The transcript has a single exon.
AUGUCAAGCAUCACUGCUUCUGGUCUCCUAGGCCCUAUCGCCGCCUUAAAUGGCUGGACCUUAGUCAUGGAAGUAUGGAUGUACGCCGUCUGCAUUCCGGUUUAUAACAGAAACAAAGCUACAAACCAGAUCACCAAGAGCCAAAUGGACUCACAGAUGCCUGCCCCUGUGCGCUGGAAGCGAGACAACCAUAACCAUCUAUUUGAACAGCCAACGCAAUUCUACGCGAUUGCUUUAGCCCUGGUGGUUGCCUGUGGAGGCAAGAUUGCCCAACUGGAUUCGAUUCUUGCCUGGACAUACGUUAGCGUCCGUGUUUUGCAUAGCCUGGUUCAAUCCACGACAAAUACUCUUAUGGCGCGAUUUUUCCUGUUUGGCUUCUCAUCGAGCAUUCUGGCAGUUAUGACUGGAAGACCGGCCAUGCCUGUUCUCUAA